This is a messenger RNA of Ceratotherium simum simum (southern white rhinoceros), 399 nucleotides long. RefSeq names its product cystatin-B-like. Lineage: Eukaryota; Metazoa; Chordata; Mammalia; Perissodactyla; Rhinocerotidae. The record is from RefSeq and is a predicted model, not a curated record. Gene Ontology annotation, molecular function: cysteine-type endopeptidase inhibitor activity. Gene Ontology annotation, cellular component: cytosol.
CCCACUGUCCGCCGCUCCGCCGCCGCCCACCGCCAGGAUGAUGUGCGGCGCGCCCUCCGCCACGCAGCCCGCCGCUGCCGGGACCCAGGCCAUCGCUGACCAGGUGAAGUCCCAGCUGGAAGAGAAGGAGAAUAAGAAGUUCCCUCUUUUUAAGGCUGUGGAGUUCAGGCGCCAGGUGGUCGCGGGGACGAACCACUUCAUCAAGGUUCAAGUUGGCGAUGAUGACUACGUACACAUUCGAGUGUUUGAAAGUCUCCCGCAUGAAAACAAGCCCCCGGCCUUGACCAGCUAUCAGACCAACAAAGCCAGGCACGACGAGCUGUCGUAUUUCUAGUUCCUGAUUCUGAACAGGGCCCGUCGGCCAUGUGGGUCUCUGUCCUCUGAGGACAUGUGUUGGGA